Molecule: messenger RNA, 1458 nt
Organism: Hansenula ciferrii
Lineage: Eukaryota; Fungi; Ascomycota; Saccharomycetes; Phaffomycetales; Wickerhamomycetaceae
Gene: MSA1
Product: Msa1p
Exons: 1
Coding region: 1-1458 (485 amino acids)
Source: RefSeq, a predicted model, not a curated record
AUGGAGUAUUUUAGUCUUUCACAACAAUUGGGUGAACAAUCAAACAUUAACCAAGAACAUCCAAAGAAGCUCCCUGAAUUUUCUCAUCAGAUCACGUUCAACAAUACCACACCUCCACAGAAGCGCCGCCGUGGAAGACCUCCUAAAUGCCCAACUAGUUCAGAUGACCAACCAAGUCCAGCUGCUCAUUUGUCUGCCGCUGUUGUUAAACAAGGUACACCAAAAGCUAGUGCUCCACUGAUGAGAAUAUCACCUUUAAGGGGUGUCAAAAGAAGAGAAUCAAAUAGCUCUCCACCUCAAAGAUCUAAAGAAAAUCCAUCACCAAAGGGUGGAUUAAUCAUGAAACUGGAUGAUGAGAUUGAUAGAUCUCCAACAAAAAAGCAGAAAAAAAUCAAUAGCACAACAUCAUCAGCUGCUUCCAAUUCAAUUCAUUCUCUUACAUUGUCUUCAACAACACCAAAAUCUAAAAUCAUGAAUCCCAGAAAUGAAUUCAAGACUCCUAAUAAAGUCACCAUGAACACACAAGAAAACAUUCAUUUGUUGACAAGUGAAGGUGGCUUGGAAAAAGUUAUCAAUGAAUCUGUCAAUCCAAGUCUUUUGUUAUCAUCACCAAUGUCUAGUGUUAAAAGAGGUUCUGGAGUUAACAGUCAACAAAAUAAACUUAAAAGUUCUGCUAAAAAGGAAAAUCAAAAAUCAAACACAUAUUUAUCAUCAUCUCCAAUGACCCCAAAUUCAUAUGCUUCUUCAUGCUUUUCAUCAAUCAUUCAAUCAUCACCUCUAUAUCAAGGUUAUUAUGCUAAUCAAUCAUCACCAAAUCCAUUAUCUUCAAGUCCUAUCAAAUUUCAAAUGAAACCAAUUGAUUUACCAGAUAUCAAAGGCCAGUUCAGAGAACCGCCAAAAGCUAAAUUACCAAAAAUGGAAAAAGUUCCAAAAAAUCCAGUUAAUUCACCAGUUUUAAAGCCUCAAGCCACUUCAAAUACACCAUUAAACGCCUCUUCACCAUCUAAAAAUGAAUAUAAAUUAAGUUUUUCAAUUGAUGAACAUGGACAAGCUCAAAUUGUCAAGGUAAAGACAGAAACUAAAAAAUCCAUUCAAAACACAAAUUUACCAAGACCACCAUUCACAAGACAUGAAUCUCUGAUGUCUAUAAAACAAGGCUCUUUUAAUUUACCAAGAACAGGGUCUUUAUCAAAUAUCAAUGAAGUAAAAGAAUCAUCAAUAUCUAUUGGAAGUGUUUUGAGUCCAAAUUUAUCAUCCGAAGAUUAUGAGACGUUUAUUCAACCUUCACAAAUGACUUCUGAUCCACUGGUUGGUGAUUUUAGUCAAACUUUUGAUCCUACUCAAAAUACUGAUUUCAUGAAUGAUGCUGGUGUUCAUAAUCAAGAUGAAUUUGAAGAUGAAAGUGUUACACAUGAUGCAAGAAAUGCAUUGAUUAAGAUGAUUCGUCGCAGUGUUUAG